AUGAGUUUAGAGAUUCUCGAUUAUCUCAAGCAAGAGAAUUAAUAAUUGUAAGAGCAGGUUCGUGAGCUCUAAGGAUUACUUUAAUUGAAUAAGUAAGCUUUGAAGGUAUUGAUGCCUCAAACAAGUGAUGAAUAGCAUAAAGGACUAUUAACAGUAUUAAAGAAUUUGUAGGAGGAAAAUGAAACAUUAUAAUUGAAAAUAGAGAAAUUAGUUAAAGAGCGUAAUGAAGCUUAAUGUGAUUAAUUAAUAAAUUAAUAAAUAACAGAGGAGGUUUAGAGAUAAGAGAAGGAAUUAAUAGCAUCUUUACAAUAAAAAAUGUCAGGUUUAUAAGAAAAUUUAAUGUUUGCUGAAAGUAAAUUGGCAAAGAUGGAGGAGUUAAAACCAGAAUAUGAUGAAGUAGCUGGAGUGGUAAUAAAAUUUAGAGAAGUAUGUGAUCCUGAUUUAAUUGGGUUAAAAAUGCAUAAUGAAAUUCAAAUGUUAAAUGAAUAAUUAUUAAAUGAACAAAAAUAAAAAUAGAAAUUAAUCAAAGAGAAAUAGAGUAUAUAAGGAUUAAAUUUAGUAAUUUUGAUAAUGUUAUUUUAUUAGAGAUUAAUGAAUGAAUUAUUGUAAUAAAAAAGUUUGGCUCAUGCUGGAAAUAAAAUGAUUUUCAUGAAUUAAGAUCCAGAACAAUUAGUUGAUUUUUAGGCAAGAGCCCUUAAAUUAAUGAAUAAUUCUUCUUCUAAUGAUUCACCCUCUUCAAAAUCAUCAGAGGCACCUAUAGAUGGAAAUUAUUCACCUAAGAUAUAAUAAUUUUAAAUGAAUUCAACAAAGGGAACAGUUAUUCCUAAACUUGACUUAACAAGAGCUAAAUAAAUAUAAGAGAUAAAUGCUAAAAGAUAAAUACAAUAGACUUAAAAGCCAUUGAAUGAUAUCUAGAGUAUGGAAAGGAUAUAAAAACUGGAAAAAGCUUUGGAUGAAUUGAGAAGGAAUCAUUAAAGAGAGAUGAUAUUAAAUAAAACAUUAUAAGCUCAUAAUGAUGAAUUGUAAAGAUAUUGUAAUGAAAUGGAAGUAAUUUAAUAUAAUAAAUUAAGCAUAGAAUAAGAAUACUUACUAAUUCUAAUAUUCGUUAUUAAGAAAAAGCAAAAAAGAUGAAUGCAAAUUAUAAAUUUUUGCAUCAAUUUUAUUUAAAUCAUAAAGAUUUAUUACCAACAACAUCUUUAAGUAGUAGUCAUUAAAGAUAAACAUCUGCAAAUUAAAUUGAAGAUGAAUAAUCUUAAUCUAAAUAAUUUGAUAUUGAUGAAAUGGAAAGUCCAAUUUAAAAAUAGAAUAAUGAACCUUUAAUAUAAUAAUAAUAAUUAGCUUCAACUGUUUAUUAUUUUAUACCAAAUAAUAAAGAUGAAUCUAUUAAAUAUUUAUUGUAAACAGCAUAAUAGAUAUAUUCAACAAUUUAUGAAAGAGUAGAUCGUGUGAUACAAGAAGAACCAUAAUGUAAACACAGAUUCAGAUCAUUUAGCGAGAUCAUAAUAAAUUGA
Molecule: messenger RNA, 1511 nt
Organism: Paramecium pentaurelia
Lineage: Eukaryota; Ciliophora; Oligohymenophorea; Peniculida; Parameciidae
Source: the annotation of a GenBank genome assembly